Molecule: messenger RNA, 444 nt
Organism: Striga hermonthica
Lineage: Eukaryota; Viridiplantae; Streptophyta; Magnoliopsida; Lamiales; Orobanchaceae
Source: the annotation of a GenBank genome assembly
AUGGCUGCCGAGAGUAGCAUUCCUUUGAUUCCUCUAUCGACAAUGAUCCAUAUGGUAAAUAUCAAACUUACUUCCGCAAAUUAUCUCUUGUGGCAUGCCCAGAUCGAACCCCUUCUCAUCACCCAGGGUUUUCUUCUGCAUCUGGAUGGCUCAUCCCCAUGCCCAUCGCGCGAGAUCACUACACCGGCAGGUACAAAAAGUACGAAUCCCGACUUCGCCACUUGGUAUUUCCGGGAUCAACUGAUCCGGCUAUUUCUUGUUUCCACUCUCACGGAGGAGUCCAUGGCCGUUGUUAUUGUCUGCACCUCGUUCCGUGAUGUCUGGACCUCUCUGACUCGCGCCUGUAGUCAUGCCUCGAAGGCUCGAGAACUCAGCCUGAAGGACGAUCUUCUCUCGGUCAAGCGUGGGGAUCUUUCCGUUUCUGAAUCAAUUUGUUGUGAAUGA